Oncorhynchus nerka (sockeye salmon) is the source of this 5417-nucleotide messenger RNA. RefSeq names its product ras-related protein Rab-1B. The coding region runs from base 310 to 915 and encodes 201 amino acids. Gene Ontology annotation, molecular function: GTPase activity; GTP binding. The transcript is spliced from 6 exons. Lineage: Eukaryota; Metazoa; Chordata; Actinopteri; Salmoniformes; Salmonidae. Gene Ontology annotation, biological process: vesicle-mediated transport. The record is from RefSeq and is a predicted model, not a curated record.
UUGAUGUCACUGCCGCACCUGCGCAGCCAUCUUGUACUUUGAGCGAAGAGCGGACACAGAAAGAAAGAAAAAGAAGAAAAUAACCUGUCAAGUCAGACGAAAAUAGGAAUGUCUGUAAACGUUAUAUAGCCUCGUAACGAUUAGACAGCCAAGAAGGACAAGGGGAGUUAGAAAAUACUGUGAAAGACAUCCAAGUGCCUUGGAUAUUGAGACCGACAAUCCAUAUUUGCCUGUGAAAGCAGAGUGAGAGAGAGGAGGAAGGAACAGUGAAAUCGCCGAGAGAAACAUAUCCCGAACGUCAGUCAAAUCAUGAAUCCAGAAUAUGACUACCUGUUCAAGCUCCUCCUUAUUGGUGACUCCGGUGUGGGAAAGUCCUGUCUUCUGCUCCGGUUUGCUGAUGACACCUACACGGAGAGCUACAUCAGCACCAUCGGCGUAGACUUCAAGAUCCGCACCAUCGAGCUGGACGGCAAGACCAUCAAACUGCAGAUUUGGGACACUGCUGGUCAGGAGAGGUUCCGCACCAUCACCUCCAGCUACUACCGGGGAGCCCACGGCAUCAUCGUGGUCUAUGAUGUCACAGAUCAGGAGUCCUACAACAACGUGAAGCAGUGGCUGCAGGAGAUCGACCGCUACGCGAGCGAGAACGUCAACAAGCUGUUGGUGGGGAACAAGUGUGACCUCACCACCAAGAAAGUGGUGGACUACACAACAGCCAAGGAGUUUGCCGACUCCCUGGCCAUCCCAUUCCUGGAGACCAGUGCCAAGAACGCCACCAACGUGGAGCAGGCCUUCAUGACCAUGGCUGCUGAGAUUAAGAAGAGGAUGGGACCCGGGGCCACGGCCGGCGGGGACAAGCCCAACCUGAAGAUAGACAGCACCCCGGUUAGGCAGUCUGGCGGGGGAUGCUGUUAAACCGGACCCGGUUCUGGAUGCUCACCACCUCCUCCCGUCCCUCUCUGCCCGGGGCUUCACCUCCUCUCCCUCCACUCUUCACCCCUCAGCCUCCCUUCCAUCUCCCUUUGUCUUACCCUACAGAGAACCAAUGGGAACAGGAUUAAGUGAGGGAUGGAUGGGUGGUCAGGGAGAGGAUGAGAUGGAGGGGAGGAGUUGAAGGGCUAGAACUGCAGACUGACUUAAACUCUCUCCCCUAAAAAAGUGAAUGGGGAAAAAUAGUUAGGUAGGUAGGGGUGAGGGGGGGUUUGAAGAUUAUUAUUAUUUUUUUCAUUUUUGUUGAGUGAUGAGGCAGGAAGGUAAACAGAUAUGAGAAAAGAUUGGUAUUGAUUUAGAGGGGAACUGGGUGAUAGAAGAUUAGGUUUUAGAUUCUGGCGAGCGCUUAUCGCUCACACACACACACACACAUUGAAAGUGGGUCGGAGUGAUUCUCCCAUUCGAGAUAGUCACAGGUAUGGGUCUCUUUCCUUCAGGCUAUGUCUUUCAUUGCAACCCAGUGGAAGUCAUAUAGCAAAAUUAAGUUUAGUGUGCUACAGUAGUAAUCUGUCUAUUGGGCCUAUUUUAUAUGUUGGGGGACCUUGUAGUCAUCUUAAGUCUGUCUACAGCAUAGAUUGAGUCACGGGCACCGUCUGGUCCACGUUUUAUGGCUCAAAUGCAAUAGUAACACUCAUGUAUUUAUGACUAUCCAUCCGUUAUACAAACUGAAUUGGCAUUGGAACAGAAAGCAGACAGUUGUGUGCCACUACCAGCGUACUAACAUUCUAGUGAGGCGGUGGUGAGUCAUCGAUGUUAUUAAAUGAUGGGGGAUGCCCAUUUGUCGUGCUUGCCCCCAGGCAUCUCUAAUCGUUCUCUUUUUCUGCCUGAAUGAAGGCAUCAGCAGAGGGGGGGGACUCAUACACUGCAGUCUGUGUGAAGAGGGUAUUCUGGGGGUGGUGGGACUUCUCGUAGACCGCGUGCUUUAGGUUGAUUUGACACUCCAUGCAGAUCAUGAGAGCUUUUGGUCAAACUUGGAAUCACUCCAUUCCCUCUCCCUCCAUCCCUCCACAUGCAGAAUGGAGGAUGUAGUGAGAGAAAGGGAGAGUGCAAGACAUGUCUUUUCGGUUCUGUAGUAUAUGGUGUUAGUUAGCCCACAUCACUCCUGUUAGGAUUUCACAUAUUUAAGAAUAAAAAAAUAACACGCGAGAUACGCUUAGGUCAUGUUUGUAUGUCUUUAAGUCGUCAUGACACUAUAUUUGACAUUAUAAAUCAGCCCUGAAUGCUGAUUUGCUGACAGCGGUGGAGAAUCCGACCGUCUGCCACGGGUGUGACAAAACAUUUCUUUUUACUGCUCUAAUUACGUUGGUAUCCAGUUUUAUAAUAGCAAUGAGGCACCUCUGGGGUUUGUGACAUGGCCAAUAUACCAUGGCUAAGGGCUGUGUCCAGGGACUCUGCGUUGCGUCUUGCCUAAGAACAGCCCUCGCCGGGGUAUAUUGGUCAUAUACCACAACCCCUCGGGCCUUAUUGCGUAAAUAUACCCAAGUGGUUCUUCAACAUACACAGACAGUACACACACACACACAGAUAACGGGGCAUGACAUAAUGUAGUACUAGGUUAGGGGCGGGCGUAGACAGGGGAUUGGGCAAUGCAACUGAUAUUCAACAACGAUUUAAUUAGGACAUUACUCUGACACCACAAAUUGGCAAUAUCCUACAUUCUGUGUUCAUCUUAAUAGAUUGUUAUUCAUAUUGUUUCAUAGGUAUUAUUAUAAUGAUUUUAUUUGAUAUUUCUUUUUGCUUGAAAUGCUGUCAAACUUACGUUAUUGGGUGGGUGGGUCGGUUGGAAUGUUUUUUUUGGUUGUUGCUAGGUUUGACCGGGUCGGGGGAGUUUCUCUAUGAAAGCUACUGUUCCCUCCUGUGCCUUACUGGUCUCUUAAAGAUACUGACCGCAUGCUUCACUUGUGUAGCAUCUCACAGUCGCACCACAGGUUCUCUUUGCCUUGGCCAUGACCGACUUCUCAGACCAUGUUUCCACCCCCCUCUCUGUCGUCACGUGUCCCACAGUGCGUUUCCUUUAUGGUUGUCACGGUUUCAUGUCAGUUAGUGUGGUUGUUAAGAAGCGUAGCCAGUGCGUGACUGUUUAAAUGGCCCAAGGUGUCCUGACCUAGCUAAUUAUGUUCAAGUGGAGUCCCUACUCAGACCGAAGUCUCAAUACUGUACUAUGACCACAUGUCAACUCAUUACCUCAGAAGCUCUCUCUUUAGAUCAUUGCGCGAAUAGUGUUCUUCAUUGUCAACUGCUGGUUCCUGUAGCCUCUAUAUAGCCUAAGACAUGAAGUGUUCGGCGAGUCAGAAUUUGUGUUCAUGGUUCCGGCUGUCCUGAUCUCCCCCUCCUACAGUAUCCUGCCCUGCGCCGUUCCCUUCCCAGUCUGUCCGCACGGUUCUCAUGGCAGUGUGUUAUUUUUCAGCGACAUUCCUAUGGAACUAUGGGUCCUUGCAGGGACGUGGAGAAAACCCUUCAACCCCUGACCUUAACCAACACUGGUGGUUUUUAAUUUAAUGCGCUGCAGUAGAGUGAACAAGGCCUCUAAGCGUUUGUGUUCUAGACAACAAAGGCAAUUGGCAUUCGUUGAUUAUUACAACCUCAGUUUUCAACCCUUUUCUUUUUCAAGACCGUUUAUGACUGUAGAAGUAGGCAUGGUUACAAUCGGACUUUGGGAAGAUCUAUUCUCUGCCUUUGGUGGGAAUUAGGGUGACAUGCUGAGAACCUGGACUAGACCUGGAAGGUGAUAUUCCUUUUGUCUUUAUGGUUUUCCCUUGUCUUGGUCUUGACAGUCUGAAAUCAUCCAGUAGUGUGUGUGUGUGUGUAACAGUUCUAAUCUUGUACCUGUAUAGCUUUAUAGCUAUGUAAAGUGCAGACAGAGGUUCUUACUUUUACGACAACUAUAUAAGCAUGUUAUGGUCAUGCUAUUUGGUCAUUGGGUUUGAUCGUGUUACGUCAUCAUGGUUACGUUCCUAGAGCACGGUCGCGGUCCUAGGUUCUGGUUCAUUGGGUUGAAGUGUUCGACUGUGUGCUUGAGCGUUCGGGGUUAAGAGGGACUGACUGGUCUUGCCAUGCAGACCGGAUAUGAACUCCCAUCAACCUCCUCUUAAAGCCAAUCCAUUUAUUCAAACUCAACGAAUCCAACGAUGUUCUUUGUGACCCGGUUCCAACUACUCAUCAUUGAUAACGGAAUCUCGCUUGGACUUUGGGAGCAUUCCUGGUGUUCCCGGGUUGGUCUUCGAGAGAGACUUGUAAUUCCUCAGCACUUAAGGUGGCACGGCCUUGUCCUCCGGGCUCAGAGCUCCAGGUAGUGAGGUAUGCUAUGCAUUCCCCAUGCAAUUGCAAAGUGCAGUUUCAGCCUCUACAAACUGCGAUGUCCAAUUAAUACCGACGAGUUAGUGAGCUCUUGCUGUCCGCAGCAUAUGGCCACCAAACCAGUCUAUGGCAUUCAUGUCUAGAAGAGUGAUGUUAGGGCAGAAUGCAGAAUCUGAUUAAGUGUGAACAGCAGGUUUAGAGAAGUUGUGACUCUUUUUAUAUGUAGGGUAGUAGAUACAGUAGCCUUAGCCCUUGUGUUUUUAGAAGAGUCCUUACAGAUGGGGUGGGAAAACUAGGCUAAACCCCGUGACACAAUGCAAGACUCAACCGGACUGGAUUGUGCUGGGCCAUUUUAUGCUUAGGCAGUUUGGUGUGAUGAAUUUGAGAAUCUGGUAGUAAUCAGCUGACUGUCACUGGUAGGAAAGGAGGGAGAGAUCAGUAGUAAGUAGGUGAGGGGGGGGGGGGGGGGGGGGGGUUGUGUGUGUGUAACAUUCCUGCUCUCUGAACACAGGCUUGCUUUCUGGCUUUUCCCUCAAAUCUUUAAAUCAGCCCUUCUGCGAAUGAAACGAUUGUUUGAAACUCUACAAACAAGACGCACGCACACUUGGUCACACGGACAUGCUAAAAUGGACUUUUGAUUUGUUCUGAAUGUGCUUUUUCCUUCCACGACGUCUUCUUCAUAUUCUACUGAUUUUAAUAUAUGAAUUGAAAAUAUACUGUGGUAAUAUUGUGUCGUCUGGUCUGUCGAAGGAUAAGAGGGUUUAGGAAAUGUGGGUGGGACAACACAUGGGGUGUGGAGUUAAGGGCGGGCUCUGGUUCGGAGCUUGCUCGUGAAUGUGAUUAUGCCGGAACUAGAAUCUUGCUAGAAUCCCUAGAAUGUUUUCCCAUGUCAUUGUCACACUACUUUGUUGCUCUUCCGUGGCUUAAUAAAGGAACACGCGCUGUUCUUUUUAAUACCGAGCAUCGUGCAGGUCCUCUCCUGGUCGUCUGCACUUUUUUUUUUUCCUUUUCUGUUUUUCGCUUGUCCACUUUGGUGCUCUGUCUCACUGCUGAUUUUCAUCGUGUUUUUUUUUUCUUCUGUACAUAUUAUAAAUAUAUAUAUAUAAUAAUAAAAAAAAGAUCAAUGUCAA